AUGAGUGGUGUCACCACCACCGCCACCGGUAAGGCUCCGCCGACUUUGACGGUGUGCAAUGUCGACGAUGACGGUAUACAAACGGAAAUUAAAUAUGACGACGACGACGACGACGACGACAAUGGAAAACGGGAAUAUAAAAAAUCAGCGAGUUUCGGCGGAUUUCACGACAUAUUAAAACACCAUGCACGUAUUUUACACGUUGACGUGGAAAUAGAACGAACGCUUUACGAUUUUCUUUUUUCUUUUUCUUUUUUUUUUUCUGGCCCCCCAUUCAGUUCCGAUCGACGGAGUAGUAGCGAUAGUAAAUCACCGAACAGGAAUAAAGAAAGAAAAUCUUCUUGGUGGGAUUCGGGAGAAUCGUUGGAUAAUUCGGGACGUAAAACGUCAAAAUCCUCUGAUGAUAAAUCAAAAUGGUGGGGUUCGACGGAAUGGUUGUUGUUGUUUAAUAAAAACGAUAAAUCUCCGGGAAAAGGAAACGGUAACGAAAAAACAAAAUGGUGGAGUUCGACGGAAGGGAUUUUUUUUAAUGGAAAAGAUAAAUCCACGAAUCGCGACGACGACGACGAUGAUGAUGCGUCGUCGAAAAAAUCCCCGGAAAGUCAUGGCACGAUCGGUUUGAAAAACGAAAUGAAAACAACGACGGGAACGACGGGAACGAAAAAAAAUUCUGGAGAGGGAUUUAUGAAAAUUAAAAACAAAAACGAAAGAAGGAAAUCAAAUCCGAAUAUUGAAAAUGGCGAAAGUGAAAAAAAAUCGACUGGAAAAUUACAUGGGAAAAUAAUUGGAAAAGCGGAAAAAUUUUUACAACACAAUGCGAAAUAUCUCAACCUACCCGUGUACGAAACCAAAUCCGUACAUCCGAUACCUGAAAAAAAAACUAGAAAAACGAGCUGUUUUCUCGAGGUUCCCAAACCUGAUGAUGUUAUUUUCGGUGGUAAAGAAUUUAGAACCAGGUCGAAAUCAUUGGACGAUGGAGAUUCUAGAAAAUUUUUAACGGAUUGCGAAACGACGUACAGGAUAUACGAAACCAUAGUUAAGGAGGGUGCACUUCUCAGGAGGAGUUCUUUGGAUCCCGAAAGGAGAAGAUUAUCUCUCGGACCGGUUAAUUCCGCUCAUGGACCACACAGAGCUUCUGAUGCUUUUCUAGAUCCCCAUCAUGCCGCAAUACUUUUCAGAGAUUCAAGAGGGCUUCCAGUUGCCGAUCCAUUUUUGGAAAAGGUCAAUAUGUCGGAUCUUGAGGAAGAUGAAAGUCAAAUAUUUGUUAAGUUUUUCCGUUUUCACAAAUGUUACGACCUCAUACCAACUAGUGCCAAGUUAGUCGUUUUCGACACUCAACUAUUAGUCAAAAAAGCCUUUUUCGCCCUCGUUUAUAACGGUGUGAGAGCGGCUCCGUUAUGGGAUAGCGUAAAACAAAAAUUCGUUGGAAUGUUAACAAUAACGGAUUUUAUAAAAAUAUUAAGAAUGUAUUACACAUCGCCGAGCGUUACUAUGGACGAAUUGGAAGAGCACAAAUUAGACACGUGGAGAAAUGUUUUAAAAGUUUUACCGUUGGUUUACAUUUCUCCAGAUUCGAGUCUUUACGAUGCAAUAAAAACGUUAAUUAAUAACCGGAUACACAGGUUGCCGGUUAUAGAUCCGGAAACGGGUAACGUUUUGUACAUACUCACUCAUAAAAGAAUUUUACGCUUUUUAUUUUUAUACAUAAACGAUUUACCAAAGCCUUCGUACAUGAACAAAACUCUGGGAGAACUCAAAAUAGGUACGUUCGAAGGUAUCGAAACGGCAACGGAAGACACAUCAAUUAUAUUAGCAUUAAAAAAAUUUGUCGAAAGGAGAGUGUCCGCAUUGCCGAUGAUAGACAAAGAUGGUAAACUUGUGGAUAUAUUUGCAAAAUUUGACGUCAUCAAUUUGGCGGCUGAAAAAACAUACAAUAACCUCGACGUGUCUUUAAAAAAAGCCAACGAACAUCGUAACGAAUGGUUUGAAGGCGUUCAAAAAUGUACCUUAGAUGAAAAAUUAUUUACAAUAAUGGAGAGAAUCGUUCGAGCGGAAGUUCAUCGUUUGGUCGUCGUCGAUGAUUCGGAUAAAGUCAUCGGAAUUAUUUCAUUGUCGGAUUUGUUGUUUCAUUUAGUUCUUAAACCCGGUGGUGAAAAUGGUUCUGCCGCAGAUUCGGAGAAAAAAUCAUUGCGUCAAUCGAAUCCGACUCAAAAUACUACUCAGGAACCAUCGGAUACGAUACCCGAAAGCGACAAUGAAAACGACGAAGUCAAUUCGGAUGAACUGUCGGAAAAAUUAAACGCAGCAGGUUAG
Molecule: messenger RNA, 2313 nt
Organism: Pediculus humanus corporis (human body louse)
Lineage: Eukaryota; Metazoa; Arthropoda; Insecta; Psocodea; Pediculidae
Product: AMP-activated protein kinase, gamma regulatory subunit, putative
Exons: 13
Coding region: 1-2313 (770 amino acids)
Source: RefSeq, a predicted model, not a curated record